AUGGAGGAGUGCAAGGCUGUGGCGAGUCCUGUGGAUGUCAGCUCUCGACUGAUGUCAAGAAACGCUGCGAGCAAGAUCGAUGUUCCAUUCCGUGAAGCUGUUGGUGUUUUGAUGCAUCUGAAGACUGAAACACGACCGGACAUCGCCUAUGCUGUGAGCUUUGUGUCGCGCUUCAUGGAGAGUCCCCAAAAAGAACACUGGGUUGCGGUCAAGCGCAUCUUUCGCUACAUACAAGGCACUGUGGCAAAGUCACUACUCAAAUUUUGUACGAGGAUCGGUGGCCACACCUUUAAAGCGCCGCUUACUGGUGGAAAGUGA
Molecule: messenger RNA, 318 nt
Organism: Peronospora matthiolae
Lineage: Eukaryota; Oomycota; Peronosporomycetes; Peronosporales; Peronosporaceae
Source: the annotation of a GenBank genome assembly